This is a messenger RNA of Rotaria sp. Silwood1, 354 nucleotides long. NCBI's taxonomy places the organism in Eukaryota, Metazoa, Rotifera, Eurotatoria, Philodinida, Philodinidae. The record is from the annotation of a GenBank genome assembly.
AUGGCACAAAUGACAUGUUGUCAAAUUCGAGGCAAAAGUCCAAAUGAACUUGAAAAUGUAUUAAAUGAUUUACAUGAAGAAUUAAAUACAUUAAAAAUAGGAAGAAAAAAUGUCAAUAAAAUUGAAAACAUACGAAAAUCUAUUGUACAUGUACAUAUUGUUCAGAAUCAGACAACAAAAGAAAAUUUAAGACAAUUAUAUCAUGGAGAAAAAUAUAAACCAAAAGAUUUAAGACCAAAACAAACACGAGCAAAGAGACGAUUAUUAACAUCUAAAGAAGAAUCAAUAAGUUUAGCUAAAACACAAAAAAAGAAAUGGACUUUUCCAAAACGUACAUAUACUGUUAAAGAUUAA